Gloeophyllum trabeum ATCC 11539 is the source of this 648-nucleotide messenger RNA. RefSeq lists its product as uncharacterized. The annotation marks the transcript as partial. Lineage: Eukaryota; Fungi; Basidiomycota; Agaricomycetes; Gloeophyllales; Gloeophyllaceae. The record is from RefSeq and is a predicted model, not a curated record. The transcript has a single exon.
AUGAGAGCAAAUGCCAUUCUUUUUGCCAAUCCCAUACCCAAGGUAUAUCAGACUCUCCCUCCACCAAAAUCAGAACUAGAUGAAGUCCUUGCAUUUAUUUAUACAGGUCCAGUACAACCUACAGAUGAAGAAUUCAAAAGGACACCAUUAUUAGUAAGUCAUAAGCGAAUAUCCGAUGCUUUAGAAUGGCUUAAGCUAAAUCACAUUGACUACGCAAAUAUUGAUAUAUCCUAUGACAAUAUCAAAUCGUACCCAGAGAAUUCUCCUCCAGUAGUUGUAAGUUAUCAUCCCCAGUAUAAACCCAAAGACGCAUUGGCUAAAAGCUUACAUGAUUCUGGAGAAGAAGAAGAAGGCACAUCAUCUGGCCCUUGUCCCUUAGUUGUUCAUGGAGUUACCGGAGAACAACUGCAUACAAAAAGCUUAAAGUCGCUGAAAGCACUUGCAGUGAAACAUCUGACGUCUGGAGGAAAAGUUCUGGCAAUGGGACAUGCAGAAAACCCAGAGUCUAUAUACAAUAAUCCACAGUUAUAUCCGCAAGUAUUUCCCUGGUUAUUUCCUUAUGGAUUAGGAGGUAUUGGUCAACCAGGUUAUUAUCAUAAAAUAUCUGAGCUUGCUCAUAAAAGGCACUUGCUAAUGUAUCAUGACAAA